Molecule: messenger RNA, 1047 nt
Organism: Lathyrus sativus (Indian pea)
Lineage: Eukaryota; Viridiplantae; Streptophyta; Magnoliopsida; Fabales; Fabaceae
Source: the annotation of a GenBank genome assembly
AUGUUACACUGUCUCAACACUUCGGGUAAUCUAGGAGGAGAAGAAACAUUAACAACCAUUUCCGACAUGACAGUGUUACAAAGACAAAAAGCAAGAAUCAACUUUCAACAAUUUUCUUCUUCUCCACAGUUCACGAUGGUUGCUUGUGAUUCCGCUCUUGGCGAAGUCGUUGCUAACUCUAUCAAACCCGACCCGGGGUUUGGAAAAGAUACCAUUAAGAAAAGAAAAGCUGAAAUUAACAAUAAUAAUUCUAAGGUUGAUGUUGUUGUUGUUCCGGAGUGUGACAAGAGGAUCAAAAUAAGUGCAGAAGAAGAGGAAUCCAAAACCAGUGACCAAAUUUCAAAGGGACACAAGAAUAAAAAGUCCAACAAUGGAACAAAGAACAACAGAGAAAAUUCUGGUGAUACUAAUUCUAAGGAGAAGCUUGAUUACAUUCAUGUUCGAGCACGUCGCGGUCAAGCCACUGAUAGUCAUAGCUUAGCAGAAAGAGUUAGAAGGGAAAAGAUAAGCGAGAGGAUGAAGUAUUUACAAGAUUUAGUGCCAGGAUGCAACAAAAUUGCAGGAAAAGCUGGAAUGCUUGAUGAAAUCAUUAACUAUGUUCAAUCUCUUCAAAGACAAGUUGAGUUCUUGUCGAUGAAAUUAGCAGCGGUAAAUCCAAGACUUGACUUCAACAUUGAUGAAUUGUUUGCCAAAGAGGUUUUUCCUCAAAAUUUUCCAACCAUAGGGAUGCAAUCAGACAUGACUAACCCUACAUAUCUUCAAUUCAAUUCAGCACAACAAGUUUCGAGUUGUGGCGGAUUAAUAAACAAUAUGGGGAUAAUCCCUCCGGAAAUCGGGCUUCGGAGGAACAUUAAUAUCCCCGCAGCUUCAUCUUUACCCGAAAUCUUUGACUCGUCGUGUUUCACCCAUAUCUUACCCUCUUCAUCUUGGGAAGGUGAUUUUCAAAACCUUCACAGUAUGGAUUUUGAUCAAGGAAGAUCAAUGUCCUUUCCUUCUCAGCCAUUCACAGGUAUGAUUCAAGCUAGCAAUUUGAAGAUGGAGAUGUAA